Messenger RNA from Vombatus ursinus (common wombat), 4037 nucleotides. It is a transcript of the gene PAMR1, whose product is annotated as peptidase domain containing associated with muscle regeneration 1. The transcript has 12 exons. Lineage: Eukaryota; Metazoa; Chordata; Mammalia; Diprotodontia; Vombatidae. The record is from RefSeq and is a predicted model, not a curated record. Bases 195 to 2528 code for a protein of 777 amino acids. Gene Ontology annotation, cellular component: extracellular region. Gene Ontology annotation, biological process: proteolysis; complement activation. Gene Ontology annotation, molecular function: calcium ion binding; serine-type endopeptidase activity.
UCGGACUGACGUUGCUCUGGCUGAAGGUGGUUCUCCUCUGAUGAGGAUGGGAGAGCCCAGCUCUCGCUGAAACCCGAGCUGCCUCUUAGCCAGGGCUUGGUGUGGUCCCAGGCAAAAGCGAGUCUCCCUUCCGUCUGCCUCCCUGCCUGGAGCCGGAGCCCCAGCAGACCUCCAGUGUGCCGGCCCCGGGAAGGAUGGAGCUAGCCUUCUGGACCCAAGCGGGGCUCACUUUGGUGCAGCUUCUUCUGAUCUCCUCCUUGCCAAGAGAGUAUACAGUGAUCAAUGAAGCCUGCCCCGGGGCUGAAUGGAAUAUCAUGUGUCGGGAGUGUUGUGAAUAUGACCAGAUUGAGUGUGUGUGCCCAGGGAAGAAAGAAGUAGUUGGCUACACUAUCCCUUGCUGCCGGAAUGAGGAAAACGAGUGUGACUCCUGUCUGAUUCACCCAGGCUGUACCAUCUUUGAGAACUGUAAGAGCUGCCGUAAUGGCUCCUGGGGAGGCUCUCUGGACGACUUCUAUGUGAAGGGAUUCUAUUGCGCUGAAUGUCGAGGAGGCUGGUAUGGAGGAGACUGCAUGAGGUGUGGCCAAGUCCUUCAGGCCCCCAAAGGACAGAUUCUACUAGAAAGUUACCCCCUGAAUGCUCACUGUGAGUGGACCAUCCAUGCCAAGCCUGGAUUCAUCAUCCAACUAAGGUUUGUUAUGUUAAGCCUGGAAUUUGACUACAUGUGCCAAUAUGACUAUGUUGAGGUCCGAGAUGGGGACAACAGUGACAGCAGGAUAAUCAAACGCUUCUGUGGGAAUGAGCGGCCAGCCCCCAUUCAAAGCACCGGGCCCUCCCUCCACAUCCUCUUCCAGUCAGAUGGCUCUAAGAACUUUGAUGGGUUCCAUGCCAUCUUUGAAGAGAUCACAGCCUGCUCUCCAUCUCCGUGUUUCCAUGAUGGCACAUGCCUCCUUGACAAAACUGGAUCCUAUCAGUGUGCUUGCCUGGCAGGUUACACUGGGAAGCACUGUGAAAGUCUGGUGAUGUGUAGGACUCCAGGUGUUCCUGCCCAUGGGAUGGUGGAAGGAAGUGAUCUUAGAUAUGGGGCCCAGGUUUACUUCAGUUGCCUCCCAGGGUACAGCUUAAAAGGCAGUCGGGUCGCCUUUUGUCAGCUUGAUGGGAGCUGGACCAGACACGACCCAGUCUGUGUGCUGGAAGAAAAAAACUGUUCCGACCCAGGAGGCCCAGUCAAUGGGUACAGGAGGACCUCAGAAGGCAGCGGGCUUAUAAAUGGGCGCUAUGCCAAAAUCGGCACCAUCAUGUCCUUCUUUUGCAACCACUCAUAUGUUCUAAGUGGCAAUGAGCAAAGAACUUGCCAACCAAAUGGAGAAUGGUCAGGGAAACAGCCAAUAUGUAUAAAAGCCUGCAGAGAACCAAAGAUUUCUGACCUAGUGAGACAAAGAAUUCUCCCCAUGCAAGUCCAGUCAAGGGAGACACCUUUACACCAGCUCUACUCGUCGACAUUCAGCAAGCAGAAGCUGGACAGCUACCCAACCAAGAAGCCAGCCCUUCCAUUUGGGGAGCUGCCUUCUGGGUAUGUGCACUUACACACUCAGAUCCAGUAUGAGUGCAUCUCACCCUUCUACCGCCGCCUGGGGAGCAGCCGGAGGACCUGUUUAAAGACUGGGAAGUGGAGUGGGCGGUCACCCUCCUGUAUCCCAAUCUGUGGGAAGAUUGAGAAUGUGACAACUCCAAAGUCACCAGGGACGCGUUGGCCUUGGCAAGCGGCCAUCUAUAGGAGGACCAGUGGGUUGCAGGAUAGCAGCCUCCAUAAGGGCACAUGGUUCCUGAUCUGCAGCGGAGCCCUAGUGAAUGAGAGGACCAUCGUAGUGGCUGCACACUGCGUCACUGACUUGGGCAAGAGCAUUGUGAUCAAGACAGCUGAGCUUAAAGUGGUCCUGGGAAAGUUCUACCGAGAUGAUGACCGAGAUGAGAAGACCAUUCAGAGUUUACGGAUCUCUGCCAUCAUUGUUCAUCCCAACUAUGACCCUAUCCUGCUUGACUCUGACAUUGCUGUUGUAAAACUCCUCGAUAAAGCCCGAGUUAGCAGCAGGGUGCAGCCCAUCUGCCUGGCGGCGCUCCGGGACUUCAGUCCCUCCAGUGAGGACACCCAAAUCACAAUCACAGGCUGGAAAAUUCUUGUUGAUGUGAGGGCCCCUGGUUUUAAGAAUGACUCCCUCCGCUCAGGGGCUGUGAAGGCAGUAGACUCUUUAUUGUGUGAGCAACAGUAUGAGGACCAUGGAAUCCAGGUCAGCAUCACAGACAACAUGUUCUGUGCCCAGCAGGACCCAAUGGCUCCCUCCAACAUCUGCCCUGCUGAGACAGGUGGCAUUGCAGCUGUGUCUCUGCCCGGGAAAGCUUCCCCUGAACCAAGCUGGCACCUGAUAGGGCUGGUGAGCUGGGGCUAUGACAAGACCUGUAGCCUCAAGCUCUACACUGCCUAUACCAAGGUGCCGCCCUUCAAAGACUGGAUUGAGAAAAAUAUGAAAUAAGGCCUGUGCCUGUAAAAUAUUGUGUAUAUAAAAAAGUGUGUGCAUGCGUGUAUUUGUAUGUGAGAGUGAGAGAGAGAGAGAGAGAGAGAGAGAGAGAGUUUGAGAGAGAGAGAGAGAAUAACAAAUGUAUCAGGGGAGAGGGUGUUGUUUUGAAGAUUUUCUCUCAUUUGCUCAUAAACCCAGCUGUGCCUAGGAUCCUAGCACUAGUAACAUGCCCCAGCUGGGGUUUAGCAGAGGCAGUGGCAUCUAUAAGACUUCCUUGAUUAUGAAUGGAUUGGACUGAAUUUGGAAGGCCCUCUUGGUAUGUCUACCCCAGGCUACAACCUAUAAUUAGAUGCGCAGCUCACUGGGUCUUUCAGUAUCUAUGUUUUAGAUGAACCCUGUAUUUAGACCAUGGGCUAGACUCACAAUUGAAAAGGAAGAAAAGAAUGAGCUGGGUUGCAUCUGGGAAACUGUACAGACUUUUGUAUGAUACGAGCCUUCUCUCUGACAUACAAAUACACCUUUUGAACACUAGGACUGUGAAUCAUGGAAGACUGUAGUCCCUGAAGUAUUGAAAUUAUGGGUGACUUAAAGGUAAGGAAUGGCAAGAACUGGCAGGAAAGGUAUCCAAGAAAUACAGGAUCAGUAAAAGAGAUGGAGCAGGUUUGAGAGUGAGAGAUAAGAGUUGGACUGCCUAAGGACUGCAUUGGUGCUCAAGAAAUUUUGAAAGACAUAAGGAAAGACCCCAGGCAAAUCCUUCAAGGAGGAUUGAUGCAUGAGACAAGACAAAAGUGUGGGACAUAGACAAGACAAGAGUAACAUGGGCUGAGUGGGUAAGGGUGGGUUGUCAUCUGGACCCUUGGAGGCAGUGCCCAUGUCCAUAAGAUUACAGCUACUCUCAGGUGUUCCAUACCGAAGGAAUCUCAUGGACAACAUAUGAGCUUCCUUACGUCAAAGCGAUCUCUUUGUCAACUGAUCAACAAGCAUUUAUAAAGCACCUAGUAUGUGCAGGGCACUGUGCUAGGUUUUGGGAAUACAAAGAAAGUCAGAAACAGCACUCACCCUUAAGGAGCUUACAUGCUAACUUACUAUCCUAUCUUCUCAUCAUGGGUAACAUCAUUAUGGCCUCUUGUAAGUCCUUCAAAAGGGGUCCACCCAGUUUGCAUAAAGGGGCAGAGAAAAGAAUAGCAAAUGCCCAGAAAAUCAUCAUGGUGGCCUUUCCCAUCACAGGGGCUGGAUACGGGGCUUUGGUUCUGGCGUGCCCAGACCAGAAGUCCAGGAUGAGUCGCACUGAACUUACAAUGGGCAUCAAGGGAGGACAGGUACAGGCUUCCCUGAGGUUCCGGCUAGGGCAACCACCAAAACCCCAACUUCCCAAGAGCAACUUGGGUGAGAGAACCACUUGCCCAAGAGCUGGUCUUAGUGCAUGCUUUCAUGUGUAUUGACACCAUAUGAUGUAUUCCUUCCUCCUGAGCUGUUGUCAACACUUUAAUAAAUGAGGGUUGGCAUUGAAACCUACUAAACCAA